Messenger RNA from Rhinopithecus roxellana (golden snub-nosed monkey), 1141 nucleotides. RefSeq names its product carbonic anhydrase 12 (gene CA12). The transcript has 9 exons. Bases 194 to 1141 code for a protein of 315 amino acids. The record is from RefSeq and is a predicted model, not a curated record. Gene Ontology annotation, molecular function: zinc ion binding; carbonate dehydratase activity. Lineage: Eukaryota; Metazoa; Chordata; Mammalia; Primates; Cercopithecidae. Gene Ontology annotation, cellular component: plasma membrane.
UCCAUAAAAGCAGCCCGGGGGAGCCAGGAGAGCGAAGGGCGGACGUGCUCGCCACAGCAAGGAGAGCGAAGGGCGGACGCGCUCGCCACGGCACCCGGGCUGCGCGCACGCGGUCCCCGUGUGCGGCUGGAGCGUGAGCGGCCACCGGGAGUCCCGGGGACAGCCCGCGCCCGCCCUGCAGGAGCCCGCGAAGAUGCCCCGGAGCAGCCUGCAAGCGGCGGCCGUGCUCCUCCUGGUGAUCUUAAAGGAACAGCCUUCCAGCCCGGCCCCAGCGAACGGUUCCAAGUGGACUUAUUUUGGUCCUGAUGGGGAGAACAGCUGGUCCAAGAAGUACCCGUCCUGUGGGGGCCUGCUGCAGUCCCCCAUAGACCUGCACAGUGACAUCCUCCAGUAUGAUGCCAGCCUCACGCCCCUCAAGUUCCAAGGCUACAAUCUGUCUGCCAACCAGCAGUUUCUCCUGACCAACAAUGGCCAUUCAGUGAAGCUGAACCUGCCCUCGGACAUGCACAUCCAGGGCCUCCAGUCUCGCUACAGUGCCACGCAGCUGCACCUGCACUGGGGGAACCCGAAUGACCCGCACGGCUCUGAGCACACUGUCAGCGGACAGCACUUCGCCGCCGAGCUGCACAUUGUCCAUUAUAACUCAGACCUUUAUCCUGACGCCAGCACUGCCAGCAACAAGUCAGAAGGCCUCGCUGUCCUAGCUGUUCUCAUUGAGAUGGGCCCCUUCAAUCCGUCCUAUGACAAGAUCUUCAGUCACCUUCAACAUGUAAAGUACAAAGGUCAGGAAGCAUUCAUUCCAGGAUUCAACAUUGAAGAGCUGCUUCCGGAGAGGACUGCUGAAUAUUACCGCUACCGGGGGUCCCUGACCACACCCCCUUGCAACCCUACUGUGCUCUGGACAGUUUUCCGAAACCCUGUGCAGAUUUCCCAGGAGCAGCUGCUGGCUUUGGAGACAGCCCUGUACUGCACACACAUGGACGACCCUUCCCCCAGAGAAAUGAUCAACAAUUUCCGGCAGGUCCAGAAGUUCGAUGAGAGGCUGGUAUACACCUCCUUCUCCCAAGGGACAGUGUUUGAGGGCAGUUACAGAGGAUCGGAAGAAACCGGGCAGGAACUUGACUCUGACAUCCAAAAGUAA